This is a messenger RNA of Notolabrus celidotus (New Zealand spotty), 2782 nucleotides long. RefSeq names its product microtubule-associated protein 9 (gene map9). The record is from RefSeq and is a predicted model, not a curated record. Gene Ontology annotation, cellular component: astral microtubule. Gene Ontology annotation, biological process: mitotic cytokinesis; mitotic spindle assembly; regulation of mitotic cytokinesis. NCBI's taxonomy places the organism in Eukaryota, Metazoa, Chordata, Actinopteri, Labriformes, Labridae. Gene Ontology annotation, molecular function: microtubule binding.
UAAGCCUUUGAGCAUGCGCAGUGUGAAACCGGAAGCGUCUGCACGUUUCCCAGGGUUACCGUCAACAAGUUCGUUACCAGUGUCAGCAUGCCUUUGGAUUGUAGCUUGUAUUAAUAGCUGUACAGAUUUUUUUUCGAACCCUAGAGCAAUCUUACGACAGGAAAACUUUGCAUUAUGCUAAUGUUGCAGUAAUGGUAGCUUUGAAGCUUACCAGCUAGCUAUAAGGUAAAUGUAAGCUAGCAUGCUAAUACCAGCACACGCAAUGAAAGGAAACUGUUAAUUCUCAGCAUGACAAGUCAGGAAUUCAGGACUCUUGCUUACACGAAAAGCCCGAAAACAUCGAGAAGGACAACAUUUCAGGAUGAACUUCAGGCUGCUGUCUCUGCCAGAGCAAGCAAAGCAAAAACAGACCAGUACUCGUACUCUGAUGACUUCAAUGAUGAUGAAGAUGAUUUUUUGAAUGAACUCCUCAAAUCAAGGAAGAAGAAGGCUGGUGCACUCAAGGCUGAGAAGAGCAAAGCAAAAAUCAAUGACUUUGACCUUUCAGAAGAUGAAAGCCUACACAGCAGAAGAAAGAGAGUUUCAUUUUUGAAAACCCAAAGAAUUAGCUCUACCUUGGCAGACACAACAUCAUCAGAGUCACAUGAAAAGGAGCCACCUGACGAUUCUGUCAGUCAAAACAACUACUAUAACGACUCUAAACACUCUACAGAGAGAACAAAUGACAGUGAAGAUAAUGCACAAUUCAAAAGCAGGAAUGUUGAGUCGACUGAUUCUCAAAUCACAAGACAGAGCUCGAGUAAGUCUCUGCCAUACCAUACAUCUGAGGAUACUCUGCUGGACAUGUCUUUACCGUUACCAUCUGACAACAGCGUAACAGAGACUCCAGAGGAGAAGGGCAGCUCCCCACAGACUCCACAAUUCUCAGCAACUGACUUCAAACAUGCUUCCUCAGCAGAUGUCAUUGAGAGGGAGCCACCGAGGCCAAAACCAAGGCAAAGGACUCUGGGAUUAAGCAUUCAAGCUACAGAGAAGAAAGCUGAAGAUGCUGAAUCUCAGGAUCUCAGCAGGGCCCAGACCUCAUCUGCAUCCAUUCCCAUCUCUACUGGCACAGGCAGCAACACAGCUUGGACAGAAGGAGAUCACACACUUUCACGGAGUCUCAGCAAAUCCUUUUCGAGCAAGAGUGACCAAUCGCAGCUCAUUACCAAGUCCACGGUCGAUUCUGAAUCCAGAAAAAGCUUAUUUUCUGAUGACAGCAAAGAGGAGGAGGGGAAGUACUCCACAUCAAUUGAAGAGUUUGAUGACUCGGGAGAUCACUCAGACCAACUCUCUCAUGGCCAAGAAAAGUCAUUUGACAGCAGGACAUCAACCUCCAACUCAAAGACAACCCAGAGAUCUCAGAGUGCGUGCUCCAGGAAAGUGGAGUCUAAGUAUUUGGGGAGUCUCAAAGUUCUGGAUCGUAAAGUUUCACUACAAGAGUCUCAGCCUCAAGCAGCAGAUUCAGUUCGAGCUGCCAUUUACCAGGAAUGGCUUAAAAAGAAAAAGGAAAAGACAAGAGAAAACAUGCAAGUAAAGAAGAAAGAGGAAACCUUAAAAGAAAAAAAGAAAAUGGAUGAAGAGGCUAAGAAGGGAGAUGCUGUUGCAUCAUACCAGGCAUGGAAAGAAAAGAAAGCGGAGUAUGUCAGGAAAAAAGCCAAAGAAAAGCAAGACGUGAUCAGAAAAGAGCAAAAAGCGAUUGAAGACAGAGGAAAACAACAAUCUGCCAAACAGGUGUUUGAACAAUGGAAACUUGAGCAUGAUCAUCUGCUAAAAGAAAAGUACAGAAAACGAAGAGAUGUUGAAUGCAAACAGAAGUUUAAGAAACAAGAACAAGAGGAGGAGAGAAAGAGAGACAGCAAAUCUGCUUUCACAGACUGGAUGAAAAAAAAGAAAGAUGUUCUGCAUGAGAAACAUGUAAAGGAGCGUAAAGACAUCAAAACUAAAGCAGAAGAGGAAUGCUAUGAAGAAGAGAGGGAUAAAAUGGCUCUGGAGAUGUACGAAAGCUGGCUUGUAAGAAAGACCUAGAACAUAAGAGAAAAAAAAGAGGAAAGAAGAAUACAAGAGAUACUCAGAAACAGUCCCCCUCCACCAUGGAGCCCUCCAAAUAAAACUGUACCAUUCAGAAAAUAACAUUGAAGUGUAACUAAUAUUUUUCUCCUGUUUUAUAUGACCCAGCAGAUGUAGUGCUUGUUUUUAUUUUUAUAUGUGAUGGGGUAAAAUGUUGCUGUGUUCUAAAUAGUGGACACAUUUUCUGUGAUUAAAAUGAAAAUAAAGUUAGUGUGAUUACUUAGUAAUAACACAACAGUUUUUUCAAAAUCUCUAAAAGGCAGCACUGUUUUUACUUAGGUUAAGGGUUUGAAAUUUUUUUUGUUUCAAUGUAAAGUUUAUUUUUGUUUUUGAAUCAUGAAAUGUUCUAAUACAUCACAGUCUCUGUGAGAGUGAUAUUUUAAACACUUAAUACUUGAUGUUAUUAGUUAUUACUUAAAAUGCAGGUCAUUUCUAAGCCAUUUUUGCAUUUAUAGUCUUUAGGAAUGUUUUCAAUGAUACAACAACAUAAUGAGCUGAUUCCUCCCCACCAUUAUGUAGGGGGCACUUAAAACAAGUUUCUACAGAGGGAAGCAAUUUGACUUUACAACUCAGACAUUGUUACUUAAUUGUCUUAAUUAGAGGCUUUGUUUACUGCCCAUUAUGAGGUCUGUACUCACACUCUAUAGUACAAUAAAAGAUUUUACCAGAACUA